This is a messenger RNA of Girardinichthys multiradiatus, 723 nucleotides long. It is a transcript of the gene psmg4, whose product is annotated as proteasome (prosome, macropain) assembly chaperone 4. The record is from RefSeq and is a predicted model, not a curated record. NCBI's taxonomy places the organism in Eukaryota, Metazoa, Chordata, Actinopteri, Cyprinodontiformes, Goodeidae. Bases 80 to 499 code for a protein of 139 amino acids. The transcript has 3 exons. Gene Ontology annotation, biological process: proteasome assembly.
AGCAAAUCGUUGCAUCUCAAAUCGAUUGCUUUGGUCUGCCAUUUGCUCACGCUAACCAGGAAGUAGCUUCUGUUGUUUCAUGCGCUCGCUAGUUUUAAAUGUUGGCGUAACAAACUGCGUUCAAAUGACUGAGAUACUGAACGGUUCGGAUUUCGGAGGAAUUUCGGUGCAUAAUUUCUCCGAGAAGAUUCUGGAGCAGGUCGUCCACUUCCACGCGAUGAAGCUGAAUGGUGGCUUCUUUCUGUGGAUCGGUUCGGCUCCGGUUCUGUCCAACCUGGCGGUUUCCAUGAGCAGCAAAUAUGAUCCAAUGCCGUUAUCCACUUUGGUGAUGGGUGAUCCGUCCAAUACUGCUGCAAACUCUUUGGCACAGAGAUUAGCAAAGAGGACCAAAAAGCAAGUAUUUGUGAGUUACAGUCUUCCGAUGACAGAUUCCAGCCUGAGUUUGUUGGUGGAAAACCGGAUCAAAAAGGAAAUGGAGCUUCACCCAGAGAACUUUUGAAACUCGCUGGGUCUUUAAGGACAUUUAUUUACCUUACAUCAGCACCUCCUUCUCCUGUGUGUUCUACUGGAACCACACUCCCAACACAAAAAUCGCCACACAAGCAAUCACAUCCACUGUUCUUUUAUUGACAUAAUAAAUUAAGUGGUUUAUUAUCAAAACACGUAGGCCUAUGGCUUUUUGUACAAAUGCAUCUUAUUAAAAAAAUAACACUUAGAAAACAG